Messenger RNA from Grus americana (Whooping crane), 2978 nucleotides. Its product is annotated as E3 ubiquitin-protein ligase RNF19B-like. The coding region runs from base 1158 to 2717 and encodes 519 amino acids. Lineage: Eukaryota; Metazoa; Chordata; Aves; Gruiformes; Gruidae. The record is from RefSeq and is a predicted model, not a curated record. Gene Ontology annotation, biological process: positive regulation of proteasomal ubiquitin-dependent protein catabolic process; protein polyubiquitination; ubiquitin-dependent protein catabolic process. The transcript has 11 exons. Gene Ontology annotation, cellular component: cytoplasm; ubiquitin ligase complex. Gene Ontology annotation, molecular function: ubiquitin conjugating enzyme binding; zinc ion binding; ubiquitin protein ligase activity.
UUCCCAGAAAACGUCCCCCAGUUUGCGUGGCUCGGCUGCCAGACACUCAGACGUGCUCUGACCCUGCCAGGCAAGGAGCCAGCUGGGCCCUGGGGACGCUGCAUGGCUCCUCGUGCAGCCCAGUCACACCUCUGCUCCCAGGGGAGCUGACCUGUUGUCUCCUGUCACGUUUCCCUCUGCUUUGGUUGGUUUCCUGCAGCUUCUGUCUCUGGUGUCUCAGCGUUGUGCAGAUCCAGGACUUUGUGUCCUGCUUCUUGGGGAGAAGGGCCCCUGGUUACCCUGCUCAGGGACUUGUUUGGCCCUUCUCCAGAGAUGGCCGGUGUGCAGCUGUGUGUGCUGGGGGCAGCAGCCCUGCUCUGGCUCAGCCAUAUCUUGUACUCGUCCUCUCUGAUGCCUAGGUCCAUGCCCUGGAUGUGGUCCCCAACUCCAGGACUCAUUCUGCCUUCUCUGUGGCUCCGUUCCUGAGGGAGUCGAAUGUGUUGGACUUUGUGGCAGUCCCAGGGGAGCCGUGGCCGUGCCGUGUCAUCAGCAAUGAUUCCCCGCUGACAGGCUGGCCCCCCUGGUCAGACAGCCGAUGUCCGUGGUGUCAGCAUAGCCGUUGUUCCUGCUCCAGUGCUGGCUCCUGCUGUUCUGCUGGGUGGAGUCCGUGGUGAUGGCAUGUGUCACCCGGGACAGCAGUCCCACUGCCCUCUCCCGUGUUUGAGCACGUUCCUUCCUGCGCUCCUCCUGCGGUACCUCCCACUCUUAACAACCAUUUAAAUCCAAUCUCAGCCCAGUUUCCACGAGCUCUUCAGUUACCACCUCACUGGAAAGUGCUUUAUCACCUGGAGUGACAUGGUGCAGCACCCUUGCUUGUUCCCAGCAGAGCAGAUGUAAUCAGACUCCUUGGUCUGAGCCGUCACUGAUAUCUGCUGCUUCCCACACCAGUGCUUCUGCUGUUCUAGCUGUGCUCAAACAGAAAAAACAGCAGAGGCUGUUCAAGGUGGAGGCUGAGCCGUGCCGACUGCAGCUGGAGAUGGUUCAGCUGUUACCUUUGGGGAGGAUGCCGGCUCUGAGGCCCAGGUAGGAGCCUGGCCAUGGGGACUGCACUGGGGCUGGCACCUUCCUGCUGCCCUCCAUAGCCUGACAGCAGCUGGCUGCCGUCCUGACGGGCCACCAUGGAGCAGCCCACGCGGAUGCCCGGGCCCCUCCGCCUCCUGGGCUUCUUUGGGCGGAAGCCACAGGCUGUCAGAGGGGAGACGUCACCAGAACUGGAGCCAGAGCUGGAGGAACCUGAGGAGAUGUGCAUUGCACUACCCCUGGGUGAGGGCGAGGAGCUGGUGGAGUGUCCCCUGUGCCUGCUGCCCCAGCCUCCUGAGGCCUUUCCCACCCUUGCCUCCUGCGACCACCGUUCGUGCCAGGCCUGCCUGGAGCAGUACCUGCGCAUCGCCGUCAGUGAGAGCCGCGUGCAGGUGGCCUGCCCACACUGCCCUGCCGCGCUCCAGCCUGCCGAUGUCCACCGUCUCCUGGCUGAGCCCGCCCUCCGUGACAAGUAUGAGGAGUUCCUCCUGCGACGGCUGCUGGUGGCCGACCCUGGCACCCGCUGGUGCCCCGCGCCUGACUGCAGCUACGCUGUCAUCGCCUACGGCUGUGCUGAGUGUCCCCGCCUCACCUGCGGGCGUGAGGGCUGUGGCACUGAGUUCUGCUACCACUGUCGGCAGCCCUGGCACCCUGAUGGCCCCUGUGUGCCAGUGCUGCCAGCCCCCAGCCUGGCCAACCCUGCAGCACAGCUAGUCCACCCGGAGGACUCGGCCCAUGCCGAGGCCGAGGACAUCAAGGUCUGUCCCCGCUGCAGUGCCUUCAUCAUGAAGAUCAAUGACGGGAGCUGCAACCGCAUGAACUGCACUGUUUGUGGCUGCCUCUUCUGCUGGCUCUGCCUGCAGGAGAUCUCUGACGUGCACUUCCUGAGCCCCUCUGGCUGCACCUUCUGGGGGAAGAGGCCUUGGUCACGGACCCGGAAGAUCCUGUGGCAGCUGGGUAUGGUGCUGGGGGCGCCUAUGGUGAUCUCCCUCGUCGCAGGCAUCGCUGUCCCUGUCAUUACCAUUGGGAUCCCCAUCUACAUGGGCAGGAAGGUGCUGGGCCAGAGCCGGAGGAGCAGCCUGUCGGGGUGCCAGCAGUGCCUCUCUGUCACCAGCAGCAUCCUCCUCUCUCUUUUUGUGUCCCCCAUCAUAACAGCUGUCACGGUGGGAGUCGGUGUGCCCCUGAUGCUCACCUACGUCUACGGGGUGGUGGUGCUGUCGCUAUGUCGGAGCCGCUGGGGGUGCGGGGGUGGCCGCAGCCAGCCUGGGGAUCUCGGCGUGGUGGAGCUGGAGAACCUGACCAAGCUGAAUGAGCUGUGGUCGGUGCUGCCCAGCCCCAGGGGGGGGGAGGACGGCGUCCCAGACACGACCACCUCCUUCCCCAGCGGCAGCCAUAGCCCGCGCCACGGAGCAGUAUGGAAGGAGCAGGACAGCCAGUCAGCCAGCACGGUGGCCCUGGCGGGGAGCAUGCUGAGCGAGGGCCAGGACACAUCCUACAGGGAAGGCAUCAACAUCGAGGUGGAGGUGUCGAUCGAAGCAGUGCCGCAUCCUGCCCGGGAGCAGAGCCUGUGCAGCGCGCUGUCAGGGCAGAGUCUUUCUGGAGACUCCCUGGGAGGCACCAGUGACAGGUGCAGCAUCGUGGGCGUCCCUGCAGAGUGAGGGGGACUCUGCAGCACUGAGCGGGGAGACCCUUGAGCCACAGAGCCCCCACCUGCCACUGACACAAAGAUCCACAUACCCUUUUGUGGCAGAGCUGUUCCCCCACUGCAGGGCACUGCCAGCCUUGUGAACUGGCUCCUGGCCAUCCCUGGGCUGUGCAGGUACUGACUGCGCUCAGCGCUGCUUGCGCCCAGCCCCAUCCACCCCUUCCCUGAAGGCAGUCUUGAGCAUUGGCACCGCUGGGAAAUAAAACUACUCUCA